AUGGGGCGCAACUCGGCUUUGUUUAAGCACCUAACUCAGGUGGAUUUCGAGGAAAUCCGACUGAAAGGUGGCCGAAAGAAGAAAGCCGACAAGAAAGCGGCCCCAGCUAAAGCAAAAGCAGAAAGCAAAGGAAAAGAGAAAGUAACUUUCUCGGAACCGCCGCAGCAGACGGAGGAUGAAGAGUCGGCUUCCCACUCUGAAAGAACCGAUACAAAGAAGACCGAGGACGAAAGAUCGGUCAAUGAAGACGAGCAUUCGGCCCAGAGCCCCGAUAAUACCGGUCCUGAUACCAAUCCUGAGACCACCGAGGGUGGUGAAGAGGAUGGUGAAGAAGGUGAUAAAGAAGCCGAUGAUGAAGGCGGCGACAAAGACAAGGAGGAGGCCGAAGAAGCAGAGGCCGAUAGGAUAUCUCUGAAACUCCUUCAGGGCGCCAAAAAGCGAGCCGAGUCAAUUGAGGAGUUAUACCUGGAAUGGCACGAGCACCGGUUCAGCACACCGUAUAGGGAAAUCCUACCGGGCCACACAGACUUGGAAUGCAUCCAAAGACUAGAGGAAGUGGAGGACUUGAUCAUGAAUCUCACAAAAUCCAACACAAUUCAAGAGGUAUUACACCGUACCUGCCUCUUAAAACCAAAGGUCCAACUACGGAAGCUAACCACACGCAUCCGGAAAAUUACGGAGGAGUUCGAAGCGGUGGGACCGGAAGACACCUUAACACCGCGAGUGUUAAAAAGGCUUGAAAAAGCCAAAGAAGACCUCAUUCAAGAAAUUGACCGGCUAGAAGCAAUAUGCAGUCAAAGAAAAAUACCGGUCUAUACUGCUCCCCGGAUCGAAACAAGUCCGGAUCACUGUCCAACACCUCCAAGGGAGAAUGCGGCAUCAAAAGAAUCCGAUGAAAGAGCGGAUCCUAAACUCACCGGGUUUGAAGACUCAACCGCAGAACGGAUUGAUAGCCGUAUACAAGAGUUUGAAGACUCCGCGGUUCAGCCAUUCAAGGAGAGAUUCCAAAGAAUUGUUGGCUCGGCACUCAAGUUCGCCGACACCACAAGGUAUCUCUUGAACAGAACUCAGGACCGGCUCUCAGAAAUCGACGAAGAUCAGCAGGAAGAGGCGGCUCUGUGCAGUAAAUAUUUUAAGCGAACCGUAAUUUUGGAGGAUUUGACCUCCGAGUUAAAGAAAGACUUCGACCGGCUCGAAAGAGAGACCGAUCAACGAUUGGCGGAAGUUGCUGGGGACCUGGUCGACACAACACUCGGACGGGUCUCCGAACUCGAGAAGAAAAAUGAGGGUCUCGAGGCCGAACUGAAGGCGCUUUCCGAACAAGUUGCCGAAUUGCUGAAGGUUAAGAUGAACGCGGAUGCCGCGGCUGUAGAGGCUGAUGCCCAAGCGGCUAAGAGGGUCCAGGAUGCGCUGGACGCCGAAGCGGGUAAAGAGAAGGAGGCACCGCGAUCAUCCCAACUUACCGAAGAAGAAGAGGAAGCCGAACGGAUUCGAAGGUCAGAGGCCAUGUUCCCAGGAUUUGCUAAGAAAGCAGCCGCUCAAGCUGCGAAGGAUGCUGAGCGGUUGGAAAGGGAAAAACGGAGGCUGGAAGGCUUCGCAGCCGACAACAAGAAGAAAAAGGCGGCCUCUUCUGCUUCAGCGCCGAAAAAGCGAAAGAGGGAAGGCUCAAUGAAAGUUCAAAUAGCCGACCUGCUCAAUGAGGUCACUGAAACAGUCAUUUUGAGUAUACCGCAGCAGGCUGCUCAAGUCGAAGAGGAAGUUGAAGAACAACUGCAGCACCGGUCUACAAGACAACGAGUCUCUGAACCGGCCAAUCGACCGCAACCGGAGAAGAAAAAGCGGAGCAUAUAUGACUUCUCGGACUCGGAAUAG
Molecule: messenger RNA, 1872 nt
Organism: Impatiens glandulifera
Lineage: Eukaryota; Viridiplantae; Streptophyta; Magnoliopsida; Ericales; Balsaminaceae
Product: calponin homology domain-containing protein DDB_G0272472-like
Exons: 3
Coding region: 1-1872 (623 amino acids)
Source: RefSeq, a predicted model, not a curated record